AUGAAUUCACGGUGUUUAAUAGUGCUAGCAGCCGCCCUCGGCGUGGCGGUCGGACAGGAGACCUUCAAGUGUCCCGAUGACUUCGGAUUCUACCCUCACCACAUCUCUUGUGACAAGUACUGGAAGUGUGACAACGGCGUGGCUGAACUUAAGACUUGCGGCAACGGUCUUGCCUUCGAUGCUACUGACUCCAAAUACUUGACUGAGAACUGCGACUACCUCCACAACGUUGAGUGCGGCGAGAGGACACAGCUUGAGCCUCCGAUCUCAACCCCUCACUGCCAGAGGCUGUACGGUAUCUUCCCUGAUGAGGCCAAAUGUGACGUCUUCUGGAACUGCUGGAAUGGAGAGGCUUCCCGCUACCAGUGCAGCCCUGGACUCGCUUACGACAGAGAAUCCCGUGUGUGCAUGUGGGCUGACCAGGUCCCCGAGUGCAAGAACGAGGAAGUAGCGAACGGUUUCUCUUGCCCCGCUCCCGGUGAGGUGUCCAACGCUGGCUCCUUCAGCCGUCACGCCCACCCCGAAGACUGCCGUAAAUACUACAUCUGCUUGGAGGGAGUCGCCCGUGAGUACGGAUGCCCCAUCGGUACCGUGUUCAAGAUCGGUGAUGCUGACGGCACCGGCAACUGCGAAGACCCUGAAGAUGUUCCCGGAUGCGAGGACUACUACGGGGAUCUGGAUCUGAAGACGAUCCGCAAGAGCGAGCUGCUCGCCGGCCUCCAGCAAGACGGCCAGACCCGCAACACGCCCAAGCAGCUCAAACCCCGCCCCCAAAAGGAGAACUAA
Spodoptera littoralis (African cotton leafworm) is the source of this 786-nucleotide messenger RNA. The record is from the annotation of a GenBank genome assembly. NCBI's taxonomy places the organism in Eukaryota, Metazoa, Arthropoda, Insecta, Lepidoptera, Noctuidae.